CUUUUGUCUUCAUACAACAUCUCUGUGCUCUCCAUCUAAGCUUCACUGCUAAUCUCCUUCUAUCACUCUUCCAUAUCACAUCAAGAAACUAGGUGAGUUGCAGAUUUGUGAUAGUUUGUUAAGUCUUGCUUCUUUGCCUGUUGUUGCUGUCAAAGAGCAACAGGUGUGGCUUUGUUGCAGGUGCCUUGUCUGUUGGCUUGCUUGGGUUCUGGGGGAUUUUAAGACUCUGUUACUGAAAAGGACAGUUGUCUUCUUGGGAAGCACCUCAGUUGUAUCCCUAUUGUAGCCUUGUAGUCUGGAUGCUAUGCAUCUUAGUCUGAAGGUUGCUUGGGCAAUGCAUGAGGGUGGUCCACUGAGGACCACAGAGCUAACCUACUUGCUGAUCCCCAGGUGUAAGGGGCUUCACUGCUUUAUGCAACAGUGCUGGUGUCUCAGGGCAGCUAGAGCCUUAGGGUUAGGACAGCAGCCAGUACUGGGUGAAGACUGAGAGUGUGUAACAUGCUCUCAAAAACCAUUUGCUGCACAGGCUUUGGGAACCUGUGUUGAGAACCCCUCCCUUGCAUCAAGACCAUCAAGACUUGUGCACCUCAACAGGUCACUCUUUUUGGACCCCCUUUCCUUUCCUUUCCUUUUCCUUGUACUGUACCUGCUGUAAAGGGGUAUUGUACUCUUCUUGUACUAUGUCUGCUGUCAAGAGACUUGGUACUUAUGCCAUUUGCCUUGCCUAGAAAAUGCCUAAAUCUAAUAUGAAGUUUCCUAUGAGAGUUGUCAACCAUGGAGACUACUCUACCAUGGAGAUUGUGAUCUCAGAUGAAGUCAAGGGCAUGUUCAAUCAUGUUGCCUCUAGAAAGGUCUCCAAAGCUCCACAUUACCCUCCACCUGUCAACAAGCGCUCUCACUCAGAGAGUCUUGCCCUUCAACAAGAAAGCAGAGAGGACACUAUGGUCCUUAGCCUUCUAGCUAGAAUGGGUAUGGAGAAGCAGCAACAGAGUCUUCAGGAUCGCAUCAGCUCUCCACCUUCACCACUCAUCUCUCGCAUCUCUCCUCACUAUUCUCCUUACACUCCUCCCCCUUCCAUUGCUACCAACCUCCACUUCCGCCGUACUAAACUCCUCAAGCACAUCAAGGAGUUUAGUCCUCUGCUAGAAGCUGUCAAAAUUCGCUUGGAUCCUUUUAUGCAGAAACUUAUGGUGGAAGAUGAGAGGGAGUAUGAUGGACUCACUAUUAGAGUACCAAAGGAAGUAAGGGACUACCUAUUCACUUUUCAUGAAAGGUUUGAGGAUUUGUACCAAAACUUGGAGGAGAAAGGUCAUAAACUGACCAACAAGCAGUGGAGAGAGUUGAAAGGAGCACUUAAAAAAAUUGGAGGAAUAUCUUUGGUUAACCUUGAAGAUAGACUCUUAGAGAUCUGUAAAGAAUUUGUGGCUCUAGAACCAACUUUACCAUAA
Messenger RNA from Marasmius oreades (fairy-ring Marasmius), 1448 nucleotides. RefSeq lists its product as uncharacterized. The record is from RefSeq and is a predicted model, not a curated record. The coding region runs from base 732 to 1448 and encodes 238 amino acids. The transcript has a single exon. Lineage: Eukaryota; Fungi; Basidiomycota; Agaricomycetes; Agaricales; Marasmiaceae.